AUGGCCACUCCUGCCGCCGCCGCGCCUACUACAAGGCCGCCCGGCCGCCCCAACUUCCUCAUCAUUGUCGCCGACGACCUGGGCUUCUCAGACGUGGGCUGCUUCGGCGGCGAGAUCCACACGCCCAACAUUGACAAGCUGGCGGCCAGCGGCGUCCGCUGCACGGGCUUCCACGCGGCGGCGGCCUGCAGCCCGACGCGGGCCAUGAUCAUGACGGGCACGGACCACCACAUUGCCGGGCUGGGCAACCUGGUCGAGUUUACCAACUACACGGGGUGGUCGCGCUUCGACGGCGAGCCGCUGACAGACAGCGGCAAGCCGUUUGACGCGAAGCCGCAGCGCGGCAUGCCCGGCUACGAGGGCUACCUCAACGAGCGGGUCGUCACCGUGGCCGAGGUGCUGCGCGACGCCGGAUACCGCACGAUGAUGGCGGGCAAGUGGCACCUGGGGCUCAAGCCGGAGCGGUCGCCGCACGCGCGCGGGUUCCAGCGGUCGUUUGCGCUGCUGCCGGGCAGCUCGAACCACUUCAACUACCGGCCGCCGGGCGAGGUCGCGCACGGCACGCCGCAGUUUCUGGACACGAGCAUCAUUGCGCUGCACAGCGAGGACGGCGUGUACCAAGAGCUGGACGCGCUGCCGCCCGACUGGUACUCGAGCAACGGCUACGGCGACAAGCUGGUGGCGUACCUCGAGGAGCUGGACGCGGCGAACGCCAGCGCCGACGGCGAGAAGCAGCCUUUCUUUGCCUACCUGCCCUUCUCGGCGCCGCACUGGCCGCUGCAGGCGCCCAAGGCGCACGUCGACCACUACCGCGGCGUCUACGACAAGGGCCCGGCCGUGCUGCGCCAAGAACGGCUGGCACGCAUGGCCGCCCUCGGCCUGAUGGACGAGGACACCGAGGCGCACCCCGUGGUGCUGGACGACGGCAAGACGCAGGCCUGGGAGGACCUGCCGGCCGCCGAGCGCGCCCACUCGGCCCGCGCCAUGGAGGCGUACGCCGGCAUGGUCGAGUGCAUCGACGCCAACGUCGGCAAGGUCGUGGCGCACCUCGAGGCGACGGGCCAGCUCGACAACACGCUCGUCAUGUUUUUGUCGGACAACGGCGCCGAGGGCGCGGCCUACGAGGCGUAUCCGCUCGUCAAGGGCCCGCUGAUGAGCCACAUCCGCGCGCACUACAACAACGCGCUCGACAACAUCGGCGCCCGCGACAGCUUCGUCUGGUACGGCCCGCGCUGGGCCCAGGCCGCCACCGCGCCCUCGCGCCUCUUCAAGCUGUACACGACCGAGGGCGGCGUGCGCGUCCCCUGCGUCGUCAAGGGCCUCGGCGCUCAGCCGGCCGCCAUCAAGCACGAGUUUGCCACCGUCAUGGACAUCAUGCCGACCCUGCUCGACCUCGCCGGCGUCGACCACCCCGCGCCGCUCUACAACGGCCGCCCGGUCGCCGGGAUGCGCGGCAAGAGCAUGGCCGCCUGGCUGCGCGGCGAGGCGCCCUCCACGCACCCGCCCGACUUUGUCCAGGGCUGGGAGCUGUGCGGCCGCGCCGCCAUCCGCCAGGCCGACUGGAAGGCCGUCUUCAUCCCCGCGCCCAAGGGCCCCCAUGCCUGGCAGCUCUACAACCUCAAGGCCGACCCGGGCGAGAUCCACGACCGGGCCGCCGACGAGCCCGACCGCCUGACGGCCCUGCUGGCGCACUGGGACGCCUACGUCGCGGAGUGCGGCGUCGUGCCCCUGCACCCGGAAAUGGGCGCCUACCUCGAGGCCACCGAAGAGCAGAUGGAGGAGAAUGCCUGGAUCGAGUACGAGUACUGGAAGCCGGGCGGGCUCGAGAACAGGGAGGCCUUUUUCCGCACGCCGAAGCGUUUUCAGGACGCGAAGGCCUAG
Molecule: messenger RNA, 1881 nt
Organism: Sporothrix brasiliensis 5110
Lineage: Eukaryota; Fungi; Ascomycota; Sordariomycetes; Ophiostomatales; Ophiostomataceae
Product: arylsulfatase
Exons: 1
Coding region: 1-1881 (626 amino acids)
Molecular function (GO): arylsulfatase activity
Source: RefSeq, a predicted model, not a curated record